AUGUCCACCAGUCUUGCAUCAUUGUUCUCGCCGAGGAUUGGAAUGGAUUCCGAAGAACCACAAUUGGACCCUCUACUGACAGAAGUGUUUGAAAACCCUGAAGAUGUUGCCGCGUUCAGAGAAGCAUUGCGAGAUGAUGCAGGUAAACAAGAGCAUGCGGUUGCCGGUUCAUUUUGGCCACAUGCUAGCUCGCUUGGGAAACUGGGCUUGAAAGGUGAUUCAAAGAAUAGCGAAGAACGCUCCGAACUGCAGCCAGAUCAACCACUCGAAGAAGGAUCGCUGGUCGAAGGAGAUACAAAAGUCUCCGAUCUACCUGAACGCUCCACAAAAACAAAGGCAAACAAUCCAAGUAAGGUGGGAAGGAUAGCAGCAGCAAGUGAUUUUGCUCCAGUGUAUGAGCGAACGUCAAAUUCGAGCUCUAAGCUGGACGGAACGGGAAGGGAAGGAUUGGUGUAUAAUCUAUUUCGAUUUCCGCUAUUGCUAUCUAUUUGGCUUGUAAUCGCAUUGGAGUUUGCAGCUUAUGUGCUUAUUCGUCAAUUGGUCAAUUUGACAGAAUAUUUCAUCGCUUGGCGUGGCUAUAAAGGGACAUUACGAGCACAAUUACGUAAAGCAGAAACGGCAGACGAAUGGCGAGAAGUUGCAUUGGAGUUGGAUUCUUACCUGGGAUACGAAGCAUGGAAGUGUGAAGAUUCAUCAGGACUGUAUGACUGGAUUUUGAUCAAAAAAGUUUUGAACAGUUUACAAACUAUGCGGGAGAAAGAUGACGCAGAAGGCGUGAUGAACGUUUUGGAACUUUGUUUACGAAACAAUUUUGCCGGGACGGAAAAUUUCAGAUUAUACAGUGAAACGUUUUUCGGUACAAAAUAUUUGAUCGAAAAUUACUUGAGCGAAGUGGAAGAAUGUUUGGCGUACAUCGCAUCUACGGAUAAAAUUUCACCUCAACUCAAACGAUCGUUCUACAGAGGAGCUCAAAAGAACAUGGGCAGAAGUGCUCUUUGUUUAAGCGGUGGAGGAUCGUUUGGGUAUUAUCACAUCGGUGUCGUCCGUGCACUGUUGGAUGCCAAUCUUUUGCCGGCAAUCAUUACUGGAACUUCGGCUGGUGGAUUGAUUGCAGCUCUGGCAUGUACACGCACGGACGAUGAGUUGAAGAGGCUGUUGGUGCCAGAAAUGGCUGAUCGAAUCACAGCUUGCGAAGAACCAUUCAGUGUUUGGGGCAGACGAGCAUGGAGAACAGGAGCUCGAUUCAGCUUGACGAAAUGGGCUGAAAAGGCGCAAUUUUUCACAAUGGGAUCUACGACUUUUGCCGAAGCAUAUGCAAGAACGGGUAAAGUGCUCAAUAUCUCUGUCAUUCCAUCAGAUCGACAUUCGCCAGUGAAAUUGCUCAACUAUCAUACUGCUCCAAAUUGUAUCAUUUGGAGUUCACUUUUAGCAUCAGCAGCUGUGCCCGGCCUUCUUCCGCCAGUAUGUCUGAUGCAAAAGACACGUUCUGGACAAGCCGUUCCAUGGAAUUGGGGACAUCGAUUCAAAGAUGGUAGCUUACGAGUUGAUAUUCCCUUGCAAGAUUUACACUCUUUGUUCAAUGUCAAUUAUCCGAUCGUAAGUCAAGUCAAUCCACACGUUCACUUGUUCUUCUUUGCGCCAAAAGGUAUGCCAGGCAGGCCUGUUGCCCAUCGAAAAGGCAAAGGAUGGCGUGGUGGAUUCUUGUUGAGUGCAAGUGAACAUGUACUUAAGUUGAACCUGAGUAUGAAUUUCAAGAUUAUUCGAGAUCUGGACCUUUUGCCUUCGCUUUUAGGUCAAGAUUGGAGUUCCGUCUUUUUGCAAAGGUUUUCUGGUGCGGUUACCAUUUGGCCUAAAACACGAGCAUGGGAUUGGGUAAGAAUUUUAUCCGAUCCUGAUCGCAAGGAGUUGGACAGGAUGAUGUGCGUCGGUCAAAGUGUUACAUUUCCCAAAUUGCACAUGAUCGAAAAUCGUGUUCGAUUAGAACGUGCUUUGGAUCAAUGUAGGAGGGUUAACAGGAAACUUUUGAGG
Messenger RNA from Meira miltonrushii, 2028 nucleotides. Its product is annotated as patatin-domain-containing protein. The record is from RefSeq and is a predicted model, not a curated record. NCBI's taxonomy places the organism in Eukaryota, Fungi, Basidiomycota, Exobasidiomycetes, Exobasidiales, Brachybasidiaceae. Gene Ontology annotation, biological process: lipid metabolic process. Gene Ontology annotation, molecular function: triacylglycerol lipase activity. The annotation marks the transcript as partial. The transcript has a single exon.